Esox lucius (northern pike) is the source of this 3029-nucleotide messenger RNA. Its product is annotated as toll-like receptor 4. The coding region runs from base 62 to 2518 and encodes 818 amino acids. Gene Ontology annotation, cellular component: membrane. Gene Ontology annotation, biological process: toll-like receptor signaling pathway; defense response to Gram-negative bacterium; immune response. NCBI's taxonomy places the organism in Eukaryota, Metazoa, Chordata, Actinopteri, Esociformes, Esocidae. The record is from RefSeq and is a predicted model, not a curated record. The transcript has 3 exons. Gene Ontology annotation, molecular function: lipopolysaccharide binding; protein binding; lipopolysaccharide immune receptor activity.
AAACAGACAGUCUAAUAUUGACCAGUGUUAUGACCACUGAUUGAAUGUUUGAGUGAACAACAUGGCAUCGGCUCUGAUCUGGAUAGUGUUUGUUCUGAAUGCCGUGUUAGAAGACAUUUGCACACAGGUGUUACCAAAGAUGAGAUACGUCUGUGCAGGGAAAAACCUGAGCUACAUACCAGCCCUUCACCCCAAAACAGAAUAUCUGGAUUUUAGCUUCAACAACCUGGCAUCUUUACACCAGAACCUUUUCCCUAAACUGGUGGAUUUACAGUUCCUUGAUCUUACGAGAUGUAGAAUCCAACAUAUAGCUGGCAAUGCUUUCAACAAUGUGCGGAAUGUAAGGACAUUGGUUCUUACUGGUAACCCCAUUGAACACAUUGGGAAUAAAGAUUUAAACACACUACAUGAACUGCAAAAGCUUGUUCUUGUAGAUACAGGCCUUCUCUCCAUUGAGGACUUGCAUAUCAACUAUCUAAACAAACUGCAAGAGUUAAAUGUGGGGGCUAACCAGCUUCUCUCCAUGCAAAUCCCAUCCUAUCUCAUCAACUUCACAGACUUCAGGAUAUUGGACCUGCAUGCUAACAACAUAACUGUCAUAAGAGCAGAUGACACAGCUGUCUUAAGGCAAAUAGGAAAAAACAUCACAGUUAUACUCAAUAGAAAUCCUAUAAUACAUAUAGAUCCAGGAGCAUUUCAGAACAUCACCCUAAGGAAACUUGACCUCCGUGAGACAUUUAUAUCAACUGAAGUCACUAAAGACUGUCUUAAUGCAUUAUCUGGUCUUAAUGUUGGCAAUAUACUUAUUGGACAUUUUGGAAGGAAACAUAAGAUCCUCACUUUAGAUUUUUACUUUUUACAAGGCCUCUGUGGUAUUAAAUUCCAGGAAAUAUAUUUUCAUAUAGUUGAAAGGACACCCACGGGAAAAAAUAAUUUGCUUCUUUGUAUGAUAAAUGCCACAAAGAUUUCCCUUAUAGAUGGAGAAUUGAAAGACACAGAAUGGGUCCAAUUUAAACAAAUCAAAGAGUUAUAUUUAGCAGGGAGCAGAUUAGAAAACAUACCUAGUCGACAACUUUCAAAUCAGUACACAUUACAGAAACUAACGAUCACAGAAAAUAUACAUCCUGUUGCAUUUUUUGAUUUAAUGAUAAAUAUGCCUCUCCUCCAAUAUAUAGAUAUUAGUAAAAAUCAAUUAUUGCUAAGAGGCUGUUGUCAUACAAUUUUCAAAUUCAUGCCUAAGCUCCAGCACCUCAACAUGAGUCUGAACUCUGAAAUUCAGUUUCUUUACAAGCCAUUCCAAGGAUUAGAUUCCCUUCAGGUGCUAGACUUCCAUCAUACAAAGCUUAAGUCCGUUAAUUUCAACAUGGAGAACCUCAAAGACCUGAUGUAUUUGGACAUGUCCUAUUCACGUAUUAUCUUCACACAUGAGUUUAUAUUCAAAGGUCUUGGGAAUCUGAGAGUUCUCAAGAUACCCGGCAACUAUUUCCAAGGAGACGUAUUCUUGCAUAUGUUUGUGGAUCUUAAACGCCUGGAAAUAUUGGAUAUUUCUUCCUGUGGUAUUGACAGUUUUCUCUGGAAGUCUUUUGGUAACCUCAAAGAGUUACGGCACUUGACUCUAAGUGGAAAUACACUGACAGCUAUAGAUUUUGUGACCAAUCCAGGCCUUGCUGCGCUUUCAUGGAUGGACUUAAGCCAAAACCAAAUUUCUCACAUCGCUGUCCAUGUUCUACAUAAUCUACCCAAAAAUCUGACAACAUUUGAUUUGUCCAACAACCCAAUUGAUUGCUCUUGCUCCCAAUCUGACUUUAUCAUGUGGAUAAUGACCCAUAAAAACAUAAUAAAGAAUCACCACAAUGUGUUGUGCAAAACAUCCUCACCUGAAUCAUCACCAGUGUUUGACUUUGACCUUGAAAGCUGCACAUACAUCUUGAUAUUAAACAUUUUAGGGCCCAUCUCUGUUGUAAUAUUGAUUCUUACAUUGUCCGUCUUGGCCUACAAGUUUCAGUUCUACCUGCGUUAUUGCUGCAUUUUGCAGAGAGGCUACAAGGUGUCCCAGCAGCAGGAAUGUGCUUAUGAUGCCUUUGUAAUCUACUCCAACAAGGACGAGGCCUGGGUGAUGGAGGAACUGGUGGAGAACCUUGAGAAUGGAAUCCCUCCCAUUCAGCUGUGCCUCCAUGUGCGGGACUUUGAAGUGGGCAAGCCCAUCACUUCCAACAUCAUAGAUGAGGGAAUCAUGGGUAGUCGUAAAGUCAUUGUGGUGGUUUCGCAGCACUUCAUCAAUAGUGCGUGGUGUCGUUUUGAGUUUGAGGUGGCUCAGUGCUGGUUGGUCCUGGAGGGCAACCCCAACAUCAUCAUCAUCAUACUGGAGGAUGUGGAGGAGGUGAAGAUCAAAAAAGUGUUUGGGCUCCACAAAUACUUGAAGAAGAACACUUACCUCAAAUGGAAGGACAACCCCAUCAGCAGCAUGAGGUUCUGGGUUCGUCUCAGGAAGGCUGUCCUCUCAAACACUCCAAAAUAGAUUUUUGCAUCACCUUAAGAAUACUAAAGGGUUUAUUUACAGUACCUGUUACAUAUAUUUUUUUAACAGUAUUUCUCCUAAAGAAAUAUCAGACAUUUCCUACUUCAUGUAAAUUUAAUUGUCUAACUGAAUUUCAAAUCUUUAUUUCCUCUUUGGUCACCAUGCCCUUUUUUCAAUUGUAGUUCAAUUUCAGUUCAAUAUAAUUAAAUUUAGAGUAAUUAUUAUUAAUACUUUUUAAAAGAAUGAAGACAUUUGGUAAUUUCACACACAGCUGAAAUAGCAAACAUCUCUGAAUGUAAUCUGAGUGAUUCUUCCCAGCAUAUAAAUAAAAAUGUUAACAUCAAACGUUCCUCUUAAUGGCACCAGACAGCAUGUUUCUGUUCCUCAUCUUCUCCUGAUGAACUCUUGUUGGUGUUCUGUCUCAUCUUAACAACAAAGAAACACAACACAUAGAUAAGGAUGCUCUUUUAUUGGUGUUCUGUCUCAUCUUAACAAUAGAGAUAUGCGAAUC